AGGAGGAGCAGGAGGAGAAACAGGAGUGGGGAGGAGAAGGGGUUGAAGGACGAGGCCAGCUGCCCAGGUAGAAGCCACUCCGCCCCGCUGCGCUUUAGAGCAGGGCCUCGGCCUCCCCUAGGCGACAGACCUUGGCUAGCCCAGGCUGGACCUCGGCUUGGCUCCACCAUCUGCUGCUGAGCGCCGACCCAUUCGACCCCAACACUCGGCAGCAGCGGACUCCGGCGAGCACGCGCGCGCGCCCGUGGGGCAGGGAGCGCGGCUGGCAGCGGGGCCGAGCCGGGAGCUCCGCCUCUCGGCUGCGCACUUCGUCGGGCGGCUCGGCGAACCCCGGGACAGACACUGUGCGCGCCCCCGAAGCGAUGCAGAGUCCCAGAGCCUCUGAAAUGCGGUAGGUACUUCCCUCCAUACCUCCUGGAAUUCUGAAGGGGUGCAGACAUGGCAGGCAAUGCGGCAGACAGCGCUAACCACCUACCCUACUUUUUUGGCAACAUCACUCGGGAAGAGGCUGAGGACUACCUGGUCCAGGGAGGCAUGACCGAUGGGCUGUACCUGCUGCGCCAAAGUCGCAAUUACUUGGGUGGUUUCGCCCUGUCGGUGGCACACAACAGGAAGGCACACCACUACACCAUCGAGAGGGAACUUAAUGGCACCUAUGCCAUCUCCGGCGGCAGGACCCAUGCCAGCCCGGCGGACCUCUGCCACUACCACUCCCAGGAACCUGAUGGCCUCAUCUGCCUCCUCAAGAAGCCCUUCAACCGGCCGCCGGGGGUACAACCCAAGACCGGACCCUUUGAGGACCUGAAGGAGAACCUCAUCCGGGAAUAUGUGAAGCAGACAUGGAACCUUCAGGGCCAGGCUCUGGAACAAGCCAUCAUCAGCCAGAAGCCCCAGCUGGAGAAGCUAAUCGCCACCACUGCCCAUGAGAAGAUGCCCUGGUUCCAUGGCAACAUCUCCAGAGAUGAGUCGGAGCAGACAGUCCUCAUAGGAUCAAAGAUCAACGGAAAAUUCCUGAUCAGGGCCCGAGACAACAAUGGCUCCUAUGCGCUGUGCCUGCUGCAUGAAGGGAAAGUUUUGCAUUAUCGCAUCGACAAGGACAAGACAGGGAAGCUCUCCAUCCCUGAGGGGAAGAAGUUCGACACCCUCUGGCAGCUAGUGGAACAUUACUCCUACAAGCCGGAUGGGCUGUUAAGAGUCCUCACUGUACCAUGUCAGAAAAUUGGUGCACAGAUAGGUCACCCACCAAGUUCAAAUGCUCACCCUGUGACUUGGUCACCUGGUGGAAUAAUCUCAAGAAUCAAAUCCUACUCCUUCCCAAAGCCUGGCAAAAAGACUGCCACACCCCAAGGGAGUCGUCCUGAGAGUACCGUGACCUUCAACCCCUAUGAGCCAACAGGAGGGUCCUGGGCCCCGGACAGAGGCCUUCAGAGAGAGGCCCUGCCCAUGGACACAGAGGUGUAUGAGAGCCCUUACGCCGACCCCGAAGAGAUCAGGCCCAAAGAGGUCUACCUAGACAGGAGCCUGCUAACCCUGGAGGACAAUGAACUGGGCUCCGGUAACUUCGGGACCGUGAAAAAGGGAUACUACCAAAUGAAAAAAGUUGUGAAGACAGUGGCUGUGAAAAUCUUGAAGAACGAGGCCAACGACCCCGCUCUGAAGGAUGAGCUGUUAGCAGAGGCAAACGUCAUGCAGCAGCUGGACAACCCCUACAUUGUGCGCAUGAUCGGAAUCUGUGAGGCCGAGUCCUGGAUGCUGGUGAUGGAGAUGGCGGAGCUGGGGCCCCUCAACAAGUACCUGCAGCAGAACAGGCACAUCAAGGAUAAGAACAUCAUCGAGUUGGUUCAUCAGGUUUCCAUGGGAAUGAAGUAUUUGGAAGAGUCCAAUUUCGUGCACAGAGAUCUGGCUGCAAGGAAUGUGCUUCUGGUCACCCAGCAUUAUGCCAAGAUCAGCGAUUUUGGUCUUUCCAAAGCCCUUCGUGCGGACGAGAACUACUACAAGGCCCAGACCCACGGGAAGUGGCCCGUGAAGUGGUACGCCCCGGAAUGCAUCAACUAUUACAAGUUCUCCAGCAAGAGUGACGUCUGGAGCUUCGGAGUCCUGAUGUGGGAAGCGUUCUCCUAUGGGCAGAAGCCUUAUCGGGGGAUGAAGGGGAGCGAGGUGAGCGCCAUGCUGGAGAAAGGGGAGCGUAUGGGGUGCCCUCCAGGAUGCCCCCGAGAGAUGUACGACCUGAUGAACCUUUGCUGGACCUAUGAGGUAGAGAACAGACCGGGAUUCACAGCCGUGGAGCUGCGACUUCGCAAUUACUACUACGACGUGGUUAACUAACAGCUCUGGCACCUGUUACCGGCCGCCUUGGAUCCUCGAGCGAUCACAGAAACUUCAUUCAGAUGAACUGGCUUCCAGAGUUUCAUCUCCCUCUGCCCAGGGUGAGAGCUAAGAAAAGCUAAGACUUACCUUCCCAGCCGGUCUGGUCCUCCAAAACAGAGCAGCGGCCAAUCCUCAGGGCCCAUGGAUUCAUCUGUCUGGUUCUUGUUACCCUCUGUGUGGUUUUCCUUAUGGUCACAGUCGGGAACUGUUUCCAAAUCAUCUUCUCAUCAUUCUGUUCCUCUGGGUCCGGGAUUGCAAUGUUCCUCUGAAGAUCGGAAAAGUGCCCCGAGGCCUAAGCGAAGGAAAUAACAGAGAAAGCUCAGCAGUGCAGCUGGCAACCACACAGGCGCGUAAGGAAAGCAACACGCCUGGACCCUGGUUUUGCUCUCACGCUGGAGACAGAAAUACCACACGCAUGAGACACACCGACUUGGCCGACCUGGCCCUGGUGUCUGCCUGCCUUCCUGCAGAAUGACCUGAAGUCCGUCCCUGUGUGCUUGCUGAGGGAGGCUGCCAAGGAAGGUGGGCUCCCUUGAUCCUCUGCCCCUGAGCAGAGUCUGUCAGGCGUGGGUCAGACUCCCUCCUCUCUGCAGACGGAAUGCAGCCAGGAUCCCUUCUGAGUCCGUGAUGGCAUCCGCGUCUAUUAGGUUCUUUUCUUGUUGCUGCCACAAAAGACCUGACAGACAAAUUUAAGGGAGGAGGGGUCAGUUUGGGCUCACAGUGGGGAAAGGCCAUCAUGACUGAAAAGACAUUACACCCGGAAGGAAAGACUUGGUGGUCUGAGCAGGAAGCUGGAAGGACAUGGCAUCCACACUCGGGAAGCAAAGAAUGAACAGGAAGUGGAGCCAGGCUACAAGGCCUCAAAGCCACCACCACCCCAGUGACCCACUUCCUUCACCUAGAUCCCGCCUCCCAAAGGUUCCACAAGCUUCCUAGGCAGUCAGUGCUACCAGCUGGGGGCGUUGGGGAGUGGGGAGAGGCAUUUCACAUUCAAGCCACAACAGGAUCCACCCAUUUCCUGUUGCUAUAACUGAACAUCUAGAAGGGUCAUGGACAAAGAAGAGAAAGGUAUCUAGGAGAUGUGUGUGUGUCCAGUCUGAACUUCCACCCAUGAGGUGCAGCAUGAGGCACGGGCCUUCCUGACAGAGCAGGUGAGCCAGCUCAGCUGCCCACCUCUUAGGAAAGCCCGGAUCCCAUCCUAGGGUCCCCCUCAGGACCCCACCUCAUGCCCCAGAGGCCCCAUCUCCAAACACCGUGCUAGUGAGUCUGGGUACUGAACCUUCAAACAUGGACCCUGAGGGGACACGUUCAUACCGGAGCAGAGGGCAACAUGGUGCCCAAGACCCUCUCAAGAUGAGUUCCUGAAUGUAAUUUUAAUCCACAAUAAAACCAGAGAUUUGAUCUUCUCCACAAAGAAGCCUGGCUAAGUACAAUUCCGAGCCAAGGACAUGUGACCCUAGAUUUUCACUCUGUUCUCCUUAUGCGUGGCUUGCUGUUUGAUCAUACACAAGGUGUCACCCCUUCUUGGCACUUUCGCCGAGGACCCUAAAAUUACAAAGGCUGCAUAGUCUUCAUUCUGUGUCUGCGAAUAUACACAAUUGCCAUCUCCACCUCCGAGACACUGUGACAUAAACAGGCAGGGUUGGUGCGGGAAGCCCCACUGGGGGCGGGUGAGGGACGAGAGGGCGCCUCCAGUGCCUUUCAGACUAAGAAUGCUAUAAACUUAGGCAGGAGCCUCUUAAAGGAUUGCUAAGAAGUGCUUAGACACCAUCACUGUGUUUGGAAUUAUGCUGACGGCCAGUCAUCUUGUUAAAGAGGGAAUCCCUGUAUGCAGAACACAGAAUUGCUGAUGAAGUUCCAUGGGUCAGGCCACCUGCAGAUUUAGAGUCAGGAAAGGAAGAAGCCGAAGUAUUGAUUAUGGAGACAGGACCCUCCAAAGCACAUCUGAGCAAGUUCUCUGCUCCCGCUCUCCCCUACCCCCAGGGUGGGGCUAUAAAAAAAGGUCGCCUCGCAGGUUGGGGAGCACACGGGUGAGAACACUGUAAAAGUCUCUGGAUUCCUUCUGGCCUCCCUAGCAGUGUGUCUCCUUUCCAGAGGUUUGGCACUGAUCAUUGUCUAGAUAUGACUGAGCAGGGUGGAGCAGGAUGGAGGCAGAGGCUUUGCCUUCCUCUAGGCCAAAACAGGCUCUCGUGUGCAGAAGUUGCACUGUGGCCAGUGUUCGACGCUCUCAUCCGGUGAAAACCGUGUCUUGCUAUCAAGAUUGAUUCUCCCCGCUGGGGCCGCAGAGGCAGGCAAACAGGGAGAAGAGCCUCCCUGGAUGAUUUAGACUACGUGGAUACUCACAAUUUGCAAGAUCAGAAACCAGCCAAGAUCCUUGGCUGGGCCUCUCUUCACAAGCUUCCUCUGAUGACUGCAACCCCUUCCGCCUGGCAGCAGAGCUCAGUGAGUGCCUUUUACCUAUGACCCUUUGCCAACAGAGGACAAGGAGCCUCCCAAGCUGCCUCGCCGCACCCCGCUGACCACAAAUACCAGAUACCUCAUGUGGAACUGAAUGUCUCUCCAGUAAACACCCAAUCCGGCUAAUCCUUCAAAUGGUCUGUGUGUGUACCGGGACAUGUCCUCCCUGCACCCAGCCCUGCUUCGCGUGCCAGACAGUAACUCCAUGGGGCUGUCAGCCCCUGUGAUUGCAAUGCUCCCUGCAGAGUGAAGCUCUGGUUGUCAGUGCCAGCAAGCACUCCCAGUAGCAGUACAGAAUGUUUCCUGUUUAUUUCAGAAAUUGUUUUGAAUAAAGAUCUACUAUUA
This is a messenger RNA of Microtus ochrogaster (prairie vole), 5169 nucleotides long. RefSeq names its product spleen associated tyrosine kinase (gene Syk). Lineage: Eukaryota; Metazoa; Chordata; Mammalia; Rodentia; Cricetidae. Gene Ontology annotation, cellular component: cytoplasm. Gene Ontology annotation, molecular function: ATP binding; non-membrane spanning protein tyrosine kinase activity. The record is from RefSeq and is a predicted model, not a curated record. The coding region runs from base 439 to 2325 and encodes 628 amino acids. Gene Ontology annotation, biological process: intracellular signal transduction; protein phosphorylation. The transcript has 14 exons.